AUGGAAUCGGAACCAAUUGAUGACUUGCAGAAAAAGAAACUGAUUCUAGAAUCGGGGCUGAUGUCCUUGGGUUUUCGCAUACCACGGCAAUUGAACCAAUUGGCUUCGAAAAAGUUCUCGAGCUGCGAUUUUGAUUUUGGCGUUACAGAGGACAGCCGUGGCCACAGUGGAUUGGAAUCGGUGGAGGUGGAGUGUGACUUGCUUCUGCGAACCAGCUGUUUUGUGCCCCCAAGCCGCACCUGUGCAAGGGUCGAGUGGGCCAAGGUGUCGGUUAUAAAACCUCAGAGCUUUGAUAGCCAUCGUACCCCAUCCACUCAUCACCAGACAUCUUUUGAGAACUACUCGACAAGUCACAUAUUUAUUACACUAUUAAAUACUAUACCAUCACUACCCAAAAACCUACUUAAAUCCAGUAUGAACUUCAACGCUUCAUCUUUCGUGGCCCUUGCCCUUUCUAUGGGUGCCUUCCUUGCCUUCGCGAGCCCUUUACCUCGCCCGGUACUUCCAGAUGGAAAGAAAUGCGCCGGUCUCGGCAACUGCAACACUGCGAACUUGGGAGACUUAGUCAACGUUGAAAACGUAGCCACAGGACCAUUAGGCAUCCUUGUCGCCCCGAUCACCGGACAAGCAUAAUUUCUCUUUAACUGAGACGGUAGUCAUAAACAUGUGUUCUUCAUACAUGUAUUUCUUUUAGUCUUAUGAUAUCGUGCCAAUGGACAACCCACAUCACUGCAUGUGUGCUAUUUUACAAACUAACUUGGUUCAGACCGGAGAGAGUCAGAGUCACAUGACAAUUGAGAGGUCAGAGUCGUUUCAGUUAAACCAGAAACUAUUCUGGGGGAACUCUUUGUGAGGAAGGUAACCUGUCCUCGUUAACCCUCCAAGAUGGCAGGAGAAAGAAUGAUCUGAUAGCUAUUUAUAUUGA
This is a messenger RNA of Puccinia graminis f. sp. tritici CRL 75-36-700-3, 925 nucleotides long. RefSeq lists its product as uncharacterized. The coding region runs from base 1 to 633 and encodes 210 amino acids. The transcript is spliced from 3 exons. The record is from RefSeq and is a predicted model, not a curated record. Lineage: Eukaryota; Fungi; Basidiomycota; Pucciniomycetes; Pucciniales; Pucciniaceae.